Messenger RNA from Cinclus cinclus, 1788 nucleotides. RefSeq names its product ankyrin repeat domain 9 (gene ANKRD9). The transcript has a single exon. Bases 357 to 1457 code for a protein of 366 amino acids. NCBI's taxonomy places the organism in Eukaryota, Metazoa, Chordata, Aves, Passeriformes, Cinclidae. The record is from RefSeq and is a predicted model, not a curated record. Gene Ontology annotation, molecular function: protein binding.
GCCCCGCGGCGGCGCGCGGCGCUUCUGCCUCUCGCGCCUUCACUGCGGCGGACACGGCACGGGCGGCACCGCGGGACUGGCGGAGAGGUGAGCGCUGGGAGCGGGGGAAGGGAGGCAGGCAGGCAGGCCGGUUGGCCGGCCGGCCGUUCCCCUGUACCGGUUUCCUGUGCACUGGCGGGAGGCCGUUCCCUUCUACCGGGUCUCCGUGCACGGGAAUAAGAGUGUGCAGUGUACCGCGGUGAGGCCGUUUCCUCAUACCGUGUUCCCGUGCGCCAGGGACAUGGGCGUCCUGUGCGUUGAGGGGAGGCCGUUUCCUUGUACCGGGGACACGGACGUCCUGUGCAGCGGGAGCAGGGAUGGAUGGACGGACGGAGGGAGGGAUGGCGAUCCCGGGAUACGGGUGUCUCCCGCACCGGGAUAUCGCACCGGCUCGCUGUCCCCCGCGCCGGCGGGGAUGCGGGUGGGCCCCCCCGGCGAACCCCGGAAGCAGCCCGGGGAGCCCCGGCGCUGACCGCCCGUCCGCUCCCGCAGGUCCGGGCCGAUGGUGGGAGGCAGCCCCCGGCGGAGCCCGGCCGCACGCCAUGCCCUGGAGCGUCCGCUUGGUCGGCGGCUGCGGCGCCCAGUCCCAGAAGCAGUGCAAGAAAUCCUCCUUCGCCUUCUACCAGGCUGUGAGGGACCUGCUGCCCGUCUGGUUCCUGGAGGACAUGCGGACCAUGGAGGCCUUCCACUGGGAGGAUGGGGGUAAGGUGAGCGUGUACUCGCCCUCGGAGGCGCUGCUCUACGCGCUGGUGCACGACCAUCAGCCCUACGCCCGACACCUGCUCACUAAGUUCCCCCAGAGCGCCCUGGCUGUGCCCAGCCAAAGCUUCAGCUGCUGCCAGUCAGCCCCGCACCUGGUCAUGGCCGUCCGAUACAACCGCGUCCGGGUGCUCUUCCGAAUCCUCAAGGCCAUCCAAGCCUUGUCCCCGAGUGACAGAGCCGCCCACCUGGACCGCCAGGGCUGCAGCCGCGUGGAGGGCGGCAAGACAGCCUUGCACAUGGCCUGCGAACUGGUGCGGCCCGAGUGCCUGCUGCUGCUGCUGGGGCACGGCGCGUCGCCCUGCCUGCAGGACAGUGCUGGGAACACCCCCCUCGACACCCUGCUGCAGCAGAUCUCCCACUUGCCGGCAGCUAACAUGCGUGCCAAGCUCCUGUGUCUCGACUGCCUCUUCUUCUUCGUGCCUCAGGACCUCAAGUUUGCAAUGAAACAGCAGCUGUUGGAUAACCGGCAGCAGUGGCAGGACCUCCUGGGGGAGAACAGGUUCCAGUGCCUGGUGGGCUUAGUGCCUCCAUCGCUGUUUGUCGGAGCCAUGCGUGUCUUGAUCAGGACCAUUUCACCUGAGCACUUCCCAGAGGCUCUGGAUAAUCUGCCUCUGCCUCAUUUUCUAAAGCCUUUGGACUUGAAACUGGAGAGCUAGAGGGAUGGUAUGAGAGCCUCCGGCUCACCUUACAGAAAUAGACUUGUGCUAAAAAUGUAUCAAUAUACAAAGCUGCUAAUGCAGUGGCCAAGUAUCUGUUUUACUGAGAACAGUGUUUUUAAAAAUAAUUGUAUCCAGCACUUUACAAUACAUUUUAUUUAAAAAUCCUUGUGGUGAGGUGAGGGUCAUGCUGCAUUUUAUAAAGGUGUUCUAUGGCAUGUAUAUAUGAGGGAGAACAUAUUUGUAAAUACAUCCAAAUAAAACAGUGGCAGAUAUGAUCAAAAUAUAAAUCAAUACCCUGGAGUGGCAUGUGCCUUGGAAAAGCGUGUGC